AUGCAGGGCAUCGAAGCAGGGCUGCUGAAAUACCACCAAGCGAAGAUCGAAGAGAUCAACGAGCGGAUCCGAGAUCUGUGGACGGAGACCUAUCAAGGAAAAGACAUUGAAUCGAUUGAGAUCGAGAGCAAGCAGAUUACGCGAGGCUCGAAAACGGUCUUCGAUUAUGCUGUGUAUAUGGUGAAAAAUCACACGAAAUUGCAGAUGCGAGGCCGUUGUUCGGCUGGGCAGAAAGCACUCGCAUCGCUGGUGAUUCGAAUCGCAUUAGCGGAUGCGUUUUGUUCGCAUUGCGGGAUUUUGGCGUUGGAUGAACCCACGACGAAUCUUGAUAAUGACAAUAAAGAAGCUCUGGUGGAGUCGUUGGUGAAGAUUAUAAAGUAUCGAAGCCAGCAGCGGAACUUCCAGCUGAUUGUAAUUACGCACGAUGAGGAGUUUGGGCAGAUGGUAGGGAUUGAGAGAGAGCGAACGAGCGUAGUUGACGCAGAAGGGACUGGGAACGAGAAAGAGCUAUUAUCGAGUGAGUCGAGAGCCAUCGCAGGCGGAUCAGGGAUUGUUUGUGAGCACGAUUUCAAGACAGACGUGGGGAUAAUAGAUUCUAUUUGUGUGUGUUGUUGUGUGGUUUGGUUGAUAGACGAUUGUUUGUUGGAAUAG
This is a messenger RNA of Blastocystis hominis, 651 nucleotides long. RefSeq lists its product as hypothetical. Gene Ontology annotation, molecular function: double-stranded telomeric DNA binding; G-quadruplex DNA binding; single-stranded telomeric DNA binding. Bases 1 to 651 code for a protein of 216 amino acids. The record is from RefSeq and is a predicted model, not a curated record. Gene Ontology annotation, cellular component: Mre11 complex; condensed nuclear chromosome. Lineage: Eukaryota; Bigyra; Opalinata; Blastocystidae. The transcript has 2 exons. Gene Ontology annotation, biological process: telomere maintenance via recombination; chromosome organization involved in meiotic cell cycle; double-strand break repair.